Messenger RNA from Physcomitrium patens, 1583 nucleotides. RefSeq lists its product as uncharacterized. The record is from RefSeq and is a predicted model, not a curated record. NCBI's taxonomy places the organism in Eukaryota, Viridiplantae, Streptophyta, Bryopsida, Funariales, Funariaceae.
AUUGCAACGCUUGGAAGUAUCUGACAAUCCAGUGACGCAGGCUUCUUCCAACUUAAAGUUAAUCCUAUACUUUUGGCUGAGAUCAGGGUGGGGUCUUUAUCUCAUUUGGUGGGGCUUCCCACUCUUGGUGGACUUGGGUAGAUGUUCAGAUAUUCGUGCAAAAAUCUGAAAUGGCAGUCAUGUCCUGCCAUAUUUGCACAUCUUAUCCACAAGCGGUUGGAGUGCGAACAUUGCUCAGGAUACCGUGCUGGUUUCGCUCUCUCUCCCCAUGUUGCAAAUUCCGGUGAAGAAGAGUUUCAGAGUGCGUUGGUCGUUGACAAGGAGGUGAUUGUUAAGCAUCGAUUAAUUCUGACAGGGUCGGAUCCUCGUGUUGGAAACCUCUGCAGCACUUUUAGCGUUUGAAGAAUUCUGGAAGAUCUCUGUUGAAAUAAUGGCGGCUUUGUGUUGUUGCCCAACGGCAACUAGUACCAAAGUCGUGAGCCAGCAAAUGCAAGCAUAUUUGCAUUCCUCCUCGGUUGGUGGUCUAGGUUUUGCUCGUCUCCAUCAGAGCAAAGUCUCCGGGUUGUCUACUGUUAGGAUUGGCGCCCAAUCCAGGGGGGGUGCAUUAGUGGUGCGCAUGGGCAUCCGCGCCGUAGAGUCAUUCGACGCAACUUUCCAGCUGACACCGGAGAGUGACCAAUUGCUGCGUUCGAUGUUAUCUUCUGAGUCGUUCAUCAAAUCGGUGGCUAGAGAUUGCGCCCUGGGUGAGGAUGCCAUGCUUGAAUUCUCAGGAGAGAUAUUCCAGCCUGUACCUUGGAGCCAGACCACGAAACACGGCAUGCUUCCGGAGUUUGAGAAGUACCAUCAUGAUAAAGAAAACUAUGUGAUAAUCAACGUCCCCCCUCAAAUCAUGUUUAAGUCUAAGAUAUUCAAGCCAUCCAGGCUGUGUGCGAUCUUCAAGAAGUCGUCACCCUCUACUUAAGAAAGAAGUCUUGGGGAAAUUAUGCCCUCCUGUGAGAGGCGUUGAGUGGAAUGCUGCCACCGUACUUUGGAUCUUGCUGCAUUUUACUUCAACGUUCGAAUACCGUUUCUUGCAGGAUAGGUCUUAGGACAGGUACUUGAAGGAUUGGUUGAGGAGUCUCAUCCACUGCAUGAAGCCAGCCGAAUUGCGGAAUGACAGCAGCGUACUUUAGCCCCCCUAAGUGUAGCCUCAACUACUACCGUUCGUCUUCCUUGCCUAAUUCAUAUAGUGCACUGGCUUAACAUCAACUUAACCCUUAAACCACCGUGGAGGUUCCGCGUUAAAACAUGCUUCUGUAAACUGUGCAUGGAUUCUGACUGACAUCAAGACUUUGUCCCUCAGAAUGUAGCAUGCCGUGUUGUUGCCAGGAAACCAUAUCCUAGAAUGACGAUACUUCUGUACUUGGAAUGGAACAUGGUCUGUUGUUAGUUUAUCAAUCAGAGAGAGUGUACAUCCCAGUACAUGGCAGAAAGAAGUAUUGCUAACCGCAUGGAUUGCACAAUGUCAUGCUGGGUACCUACAUGGUUGGAAGAAGAGACUGGAAUCGGUGAAGCAUUUUUUUCAUUUUUUCAUUUGACAAGAA